AUGGAAUUAUCCCCUAUGAAAUGGAUCCAACGUUCUGUAAUGCCGCACGAAGUGAAGAUAAUCGAAAAGGCGUUUGCCAGUUAUCGCAAGAGCACAUGCAUUCGAUUUCAACCCAGAAACGAUGAACAGGACUUUCUCAAUAUUGUGAAAGGCUAUGGAUGUUACUCGCAAGUGGGACGUACUGGAGGGAAGCAGGAGAUCUCGCUGGGUCGAGGAUGCCUUUUCCACGAAAUAAUCGUUCAUGAGCUAAUGCAUUCGGUUGGAUUUUGGCAUGAACACAGCCGUGCUGAUCGAGACGAUCAUAUCCAUAUCCGUUGGGAUAACAUAUUGCCAGGCAUGAAAUCACAGUUCGAUAAGAUCUCAGCGGCACUGCAGGACACCCAAGGCGAAAAAUACGACUAUCGAUCGAUAAUGCAUUACGAUUCGACGGCAUUUUCUCGUAAUGGGAAGAAUACCAUUGAAACUGUGGUGGAUGGAUUCACGGACGUUAUAGGGAGUUCUGUCGAUCUGUCAGAACUCGAUAUAAUCAAGGUUUGUCUUCAAAAUAAUCUGUGGAGCAGCGGCUGUUGA
Messenger RNA from Cooperia oncophora, 570 nucleotides. The record is from the annotation of a GenBank genome assembly. Lineage: Eukaryota; Metazoa; Nematoda; Chromadorea; Rhabditida; Trichostrongylidae.